Schistosoma bovis is the source of this 4042-nucleotide messenger RNA. NCBI's taxonomy places the organism in Eukaryota, Metazoa, Platyhelminthes, Trematoda, Strigeidida, Schistosomatidae. The record is from the annotation of a GenBank genome assembly.
AGUACUCUAAUUACCAUCGGUGGUAAAUUGGAAAUGUCGUCGUCAGAUCCGUAUGAGUGUCUAGCAAAUGAGAGUAAAAUUAUCGAAAAGCACACUGAACAAAGGCUGCAAAAUGAUCACCGAAUGGAUAAUCUUAUUCUUUUAGUAUAUGUAGUGCUUCUAACUCUUUCUGUCAUAACAAUUUGGGCUUUUAAACAUAGACGCUUUCGAUAUAUCCACGAAACUGGCCUUUCAGUGGUAUAUGGACUGGCCGUUGGUCUUAUACUUAGAUAUGCUAUAAAAUCUUCAAAUUAUACCGUGGAGAUGCAUGUGUUUUCACGGAAAAAUGAUGAAGCGUGCGGUGGUCGUUUGCCUCCAGAGAGACUGAUUAUUGAGUUUCCUGUCCGUGACCAGUACGGAAAGUUCAAUUUAAGCAUGUCGUUCCGGUACAAAUUCGAGCAGCAAUCGGAUUUCAACUCUUUAAUCAACAACAAGGCUACGUUCGACCCGGAAUUCUUCUUUAAUGUUUUACUUCCUCCUAUAAUUUUCUCAGCAGGUUAUAGUAUGAAACGCGGCUACUUUUUCAAAAAUAUUGGAGCCGUUCUUACUUAUGCAUUUGGUGGUACUUUGUUGUCCGCUCUAGUUGUUGGAACCAUUUGCUAUGGCUUCACCCGUGGAAUUACUUCAUUGUCUCAAACGUUGCGUCUCUCAGACUGCCUUUUGUUUGGAGCUAUUAUAUCUGCUACUGAUCCUGUAACUGUUUUGGCCAUCUUUAGUGACUUGAAAGUUGAUGUCAACUUGUAUGCACUCGUAUUUGGUGAGAGUGUUCUUAACGAUGCUUUAGCAAUUGCCUUAGCCCAGUCGAUCGAGAAAUAUGGAUCAAUUUCUGCUGGUAAUUUCGAUGGCCACGCUUUCCUGUCUUCUGUGUUAAACUUUUUUAUAAUGUUUGGAGGUUCAUUCGUCACUGGCGUUUCUAUUGGCUGUGUAACGUCUCUUCUUACAAAAUUUACACACAUCAAGGAGCAUCCUCUACUGGAAACAGCUUUGUUUGUUCUAAUGUCUUAUAGCACAUUUCUUUUUGCUGAAACUGUUGGGUUUACGGGUAUUGUUUCCGUGUUGUUCUGUGGUGUGACUCAAGCACACUACACUUAUAACAACCUAUCCCAGGAAUCUAAAGUAUGGACAAAAUCUUUUUUUGAACUACUUAACUUCUUGUCGGAAAACUUUGUUUUCGCAUAUAUCGGUGUUUCAACGUUUACUUUCCCUCAUCAUUAUUGGAAUGCUCGAUUUGUAUUUAUCGCAUUGUUCUCAUGUGUAAUUGCUCGGGCAGUCAGCGUAUAUCCACUUACAGCCCUCAUCAACUUUUGUCGAACUUAUCAGUGUUCCUGUUCUGCGAAAUGUUUGAAGCGAAAGUUUGGUUCCAAUUCUCAACUGUCUUACUCUAGUGAUAAACAUAUUGUGCCUGGAUCAUCAUUUUUGUCGAAUUCAAUUGAUUCAGGUAGUGUCGCAGUUACUUCAGCUGAUAAUAACAGGAAGGAUAAAUCUAACAAAAUCACUUUAAAUUUUCAACAUAUGAUCUUUUUCUCAGGCCUUCGGGGUGCCAUGGCUUUUUCAUUAGCGAUUCGCAAUACAAGUUCUGAAAUACGUCGGAUGUUUUUUUCAACGAUUAUUGUAAUAGUUAUGACUACGGUGUUAUUGGGAGGUUGUUUUGCCAUAUCGUUACUUCACAGAUUGCAGAUACCUGUUGGUGUAGAUUGCAACAGUAAAAACCAAGUAAGUCAUGAAGUGAAUCUCUUGCCAUUGUUUUUUGAUUCCCAUAACUUUAUGCUUAUGCAUAUGAGUUUGGAUUCGAUUAGAAUUUAUACUGAAAACAAGUUAGAAAUAGUGAUGAUCUUUUUAGUAAGAUAAAUAGUUUAUAAAAAUCAUGAUUAACUGACUACCAAUAGCUACACAAUAAUGUUGAGGUUGUACCCGAUUCAUCAGAAAUAAACUUAGUCAAUGUUUUGACCAGUCGGUCAGUACGUAAUUUUCAACCCUUUUUAGUUAUUUAUGUUAAACAUUCUGGUGAAAACAGAUAUUUUAUUUAUCACAAAGAAAUGGAUUUUAUGGUUAAUUAUAUAAUAUAAGGUAGAUAAGUAGGUACCAAUUAAUUGAAUCUUAUUGCAUUUAAUUAAGCAAAACUUUCCUUCCAAUCUUUCUGAUAAUUCACUAUCAUCAACGCUUGGUAGCUCGUUAUUAGUACAUGUGUGUAAUUAAUCUAGAUUUCUCGAAAUAUAGCUAGUGUCUUCUUGUUUGAGUUUAUUUAAAUUGUGACAUUUACUGAGAGAUAAUUAUAUGUACAAAUUCUAGGGUAUUAUGACAUCAAAUUUAUUAACUGGUAAAAAUAGCAUCGUAGGCACUGAUUCAAAUUUUUCCGUGAGUGUUAAAAGAUUUAUUCGAAAUAGUGUUAAUUAGCUAGUUUCAAACCAUAUUCCGUAAUAUUCUUUUCAAUAUACCGGUUACGUCAUUGGUUAAGUUAGAAAAUAACUUUGCAUACUACUUAGUCAUCCAUUUUUAAGAAAAAACAUGUGGCUUGUCAUAUUAAUUUAUCAAUCUUCAUAACUACACUUACUUUGGAAGCUAGAAUCCAAGUAACUAAAUAAUUAUGCUUCAGAAGUUAAUUUUAAGUAACCCACAAUAAUAUAUUUUUUAGCUUAAACAUAUGAGAAGUGUUCUAAUCUCCUAGCUUGUCUGACUUUUCCUAACGUGGUGUAUUAUUAUCGCCUUUAUUUUAAUGUCAAAUCAAAACCGUGAUGAUUAUUCUUUCUAGCCGCAUACAGAUACGGAAGAAGAUUUGGUUGAUGAUCAUAGUUGCUGUAGUUCUCAUUGGAUGAGUUUCGAUAAAUUCUAUUUGAAACCAUUACUUACACACAGCACUCCACCACUGACCGAAUCAUUACCAUCAUGUUGUUAUAAAUUUGCCAAAUUACUUACAACUUUUGAACAAAAAAGUGGGACAUUUGUCAAUAACGAUAGAAAUAAUAGUUACCCUGACAAUUUUAAACGUGACAGUACUACUGUAUUUUAUUCCAAUGAGAAGGCAUCAAUCAGUUCUACACUCAGUAUGAAUACUGUUAAAGUGCAACCUGUGGAACUUGGUGAUGGAAAGAAUUUUCAUGAUCCACUCUAUUUCAAUGAAGUUAUGUGAAUAAAUAUACGGCGAAUUAUGGAAAAUUAAAAAAGAAACACUGGUAAUUAGCAUCAUCAUCAUCAUCUCUGAAAAGAAAGCACUUGUCAUUAAUGCAUUUUCUUUCCUUCGUCGUUGGUAUUUUUCUCGCUCUCUCUCUCCCUCCCUCAUAAUCUAUUAGAUUUGACUGUCCAUGACUGAAAAUUCCAUUUAUAUGUUUCUAUUUACCUUUUAUAUAAAUAUGCGCAGACAUAUUAUAAUAAAGAGCACUGAUACAUAUUUGAUGAAGAAAAAUACACUGAACAGUAGAUGGGGAUUAUUCAUAAAUGAAUAACCGUUUAGUUUGGUUUGUUUGCAUGUGUUUGUUAAUUUCAAGCUAUCUUAUCAUUUUUUUUUCCUGUUUUUACCUUCCUUGUAUACAUUCUUCUAUUAUGCACUAUUGUCCCAUAUGCAUCCGUUGGUAGAGAAAUAUUUAUUUUCUUUAAAAAAAACAGUUAACAUCUUUACGUCCAAUUACUCUGUGAUUUAUUGAUUUCAUUCCGUAGAUUAAAAAUAAUUUAAUAGUUAAAAAGAGUCAUGUGUUACUUUCAUUUCAUUUUGUUUCCUACUAUACUUGUAAAUACUGUUAUUUGUGUUGUUGCUAAAUGUCAUUUACUAAUAAUUAAUUACACAUUGUAAUAUUCUUUUGAAAUAUUAUUUUUGUAUAUUUUGCCAGUCUGUUUAUAUUUGUUUGUUCACUUGAUCAAGUGCAUUGAAUCAUUACUAUUGGAAAUUUUAUUUUAUUUAAGUGUUUUCAUGAGCUUUGACAAAAAAGAUUCUAUUUUACUUUUUAACUGAAUGUUCACAUAUACAUGCAUGUAUCAUAUAUAUGUGUAUCAUAUACUAAAACUCCACUUG